CGACCCGCGUACUGUCGGUAUAGUGAAGAAAUCUGUCUGAUUCUGUUUCUUACUAAAGGAUCGCUAACGUCGCGACAUGCAAUCAUGAAUUUCUUUUAGUAAAAUUGUAAAAGAGGUCUCAUAACCAAAGAAAAUAGCUCAUUGUUAUAUGUUUGUAUAACUGGCGUGAGAAAAAUCUUGCUCUUAUACGUGUGCAUUAGGGUUUCGAUCAAUCUUUAAGUUCAUGAACUCAUAGUAUUCGGUUAAUUGGGUUUGUUCGUGAUUGAAUCUACGCUAAAUUUAUAGCGUUUCGACAAUUCUUCUUUCGUGAGAUUUAAUUCGGUGGUCACCUACGGGUGAAUAGAGAUGGCCACCCCUCAAACUCCGGGUAUGGAUCCUUGGGUAAUCCAACCCAGAGAACGUGCAAGAUAUAGAGAGCAGUUUGAUUCUUUAAAACCAAUCAAUGGAGUUGUUACUGGAGAACAAGCAAAAGAAUUUUUACUUAAAUCACAGCUUCCACCUGUCAUCCUUGGACAAAUAUGGGCUUUAUCAGAUACAGAUGCAGAUGGGAAAAUGGACAUAAAUGAAUUUAGUAUUGCAUGUAAAUUAAUUAAUUUAAAGUUACGUGGUUUUGAAAUUCCUAAAGCCUUGCCUUCAGCUUUAAUACAGAGUUUGAAGUCACUUUCUGCCAGUGAUAGUAAUGUUACAAACCUAACAAAUGGAGCUGCUAAUAUUCUACCACAGAAUAAUGUUGCUUCAUUAGUAAAUUUAUCUGCUCCACCACAAGUUCCAGUACAGCCUUUAAUUAGUGGGAUGCCUAUGACUGGAUCUGUUCCACGUCCGCUUAUAGGACCACCACCUGUAAAUGGACCAUUACCAGGACAUUCUAUUAGGCCUGUUUCACCAAUGACCUUACCAGCAUCACGACAAAGUAGACAGAAUGUGGCUGCCACUACACAUGCCACAACUCACACAGCGUCAAAGCCACCUGCUCGACCUGCACCACCCUCUGUGGGAAUCGUGCCUUCUACAAGUACUACCACUACCACUACCACCACUCCCAGUGGUGGUCCUCAAAGACCUACACCACCCUCAAAUAUUGGGGCAAAUUUUUCACCUGCUACUAGUGGUCCACCACCAAAGCCAGCACCGCCUUCAUUUCCUAAUAGCCCUGUCGCUACUGGGAUUUCACCAGUCAAAAUUCCACCUGUUUCUGCCACAGCUAUUGUUCCUCCUGUUGUUCAAUCUGUACAACCAAUGACUACAUCUACCAUGGAUUUACUUGAUCUUGAGUUUUCAGGGAUGUCUGCAGCAGCACCAAUUGCACCUUUAAAUACAACUCCAACACCAAUGGCUGCUUUUGGUAUGGCACAAGCAAUGCCUAUGCAACCAUUAUCUUGUACUAGUAUGAUUGCAGGUGGUUCUACUAUGGUACCAUCUAUUGCACCAAUGUCCACUGGAACUGGUGUAGUAUCGACUCCUCCAGUUGUAGGUUUACCUCUAGUAUCAGCAACCACAGCAAGUACGUUAGUGAAUGGUGUAAUUGCUCAAACACCAGUAUCCACAAGUACACCAUUAAGUACAACUGCACGUCCACCAAGUAUAGAUAGGGUGGGUUCGGUUGAUUCACAACAUAGUCAGCAUUCAGUAGGUUCUCCACAAUCUGUGGAAUGGGCUGUACCUCAUCAAACAAAAUUGAAAUAUACUCAAUUAUUUAAUACCUGGGACAGGGCGCGAUCUGGAUUUCUAUCUGGCCCUCAGGCCAGAAAUAUUAUGGUGCAGUCACAAUUACCUCAACAAGUGUUGGCACAGAUAUGGGCGUUAGCGGACAUGGAUUCGGAUGGUCGUUUGAGUUGCGACGAAUUUGUAUUAGCAAUGCAUUUAUGUGAUAUAGCUAAGCUUGGUGAAAAGAUACCCACCACAUUACCAAUUGAACUUAUACCACCUGCAUUCAGACGUCAACGACAAAGUAGCUUAACACUUUCACAAACUGGAACGGAAAACGUAGAUCCAUCGGCUGGUAUGCCGCAAACCUCUUUUGAAGACAAACGUAAAGAAAACUUUGAGAAAGGACAAGCGGAGCUAGAACGUAGACGCAAGGCUUUAUUAGAAAUUCAACGUAAAGAACAAGAAGAACGUGAACGAAAAGAAAGGGAAGAGGCUGAGAAACAAGAGAAAAUUAGAUUAGAACAAGAAAGACGAAGACAAGCAGAGAUUGAGAAACAAAUGCAAAGGCAGAAAGAGAUUGAACAGGAAAAGGAAGAACAACGAAAACGAGCUCAAGAACAAAGAGAAGCAGCAAGAAAAGAGAUGGAAAGACAACGACAAUUAGAAUGGGAAAAACAGAAAUCACAAGAGCUUCAAACUCAGAGACAAAAAGAACAAGAUGUCUUACUAAAAUUGAAAGCAAAAAAUCAAACAUUAACUAUCGAAUUAGGAACACUUAACGAUAAAGUGAAAGAACUAUCUCAAAAAAUCUGUGACACUCGAGUUGGUGUAUCUGGAGUAAAAACGACGAUUGAUGGAAUGCGGUCGACACGUGAUGCACAGUUACAAGAGAUGGCUGCCUUAAAGAAUAAACUUCGAGAACAAAACCAAAGAUUACUAGCCUUGAGUCAAGAGAAAGCUCGAAUCGAAGCAAAGAAUAAGCUAAAUACAGCUAUGGAGUCGGCGGGCCAAGAAGCAAUCAAAAUGGCAUUCGAUAAUAAGCAAAUUACCCUGAAACAAAUGAAGGAUAAAAUUGCUGAUUUACAACAGCAGAUUGAUGCUAAAAUGGCUGACAUAGAAAAUAAUAAUGGCCAGCUUCAAGAUAUUAAAACGCAACUGGAAACUUUAGUGGCUGACUGUAAGAAUCUUUACUUAACUUUCGAAGAUAAAAAAUUAAAAGUUUUAGAACUCAGAGCAAGUGGUGGUACUGGAGCUGGUACCGAUUAUACAACAUCUGCAUGGGGUGAUAGUGGUUGGAAUGAUACUUCAGCGGCAGUUAACGAUUCUGCAUGGCCUGUUAAUGAUACCACCACAACUAACGCAGUGGAAGAAACUACUCCAGGGGUUAUGAAAUAUAGAGCCUUAUACGAAUUUGUAGCUAGAAAUCAAGACGAAAUAUCGUUUCAACCUGGUGAUAUUAUCUUGGUACCACCUGUUCAAAACGCAGAACCAGGAUGGAUGGCUGGCGAAAUUCGUGGUCAUACUGGUUGGUUCCCGGAAUCUUAUGUAGAACCAAUAGAUGUUGGCAGCACAAAUGAUAAUGCUUUUGUACAACAAGACAGUGUGGAGAAGAGAACGUUAGAAGGGAUUGCUGAAGUUCCUGAGAAUGUAUCUGAUGCCGGAUCACUCAGCGAUGAGCCUCCUCCUGUUGAACCUAUCAUACCUACUCUUGGAUUAGGAGUAGUUUGUGAUAUACAAGUAACCACUUUGUAUCACUAUCGUCCUACGAUAGAGCAACAUCUUCUCUUUGAGAAAGGAGAUAUUAUCAAAGUAGAUGAACAACAGGGGGAUUGGUGGUAUGGUACAUCUGGUAAUGGAGCUAAGGGUUGGUUCCCUAAAUCGUAUGUCAAGGAAAUUUCUGCUAAUCAAACUGCAGUAGUUGAAGGACUCAAUGAAUACUACGUAGCCUUAUAUCUAUAUGAUUCCGCCGAGGUUGGAGACUUAACUUUCAACCAAGGAGAAGUUAUAUUAGUCACUAAAAAGGAAGGUGAUUGGUGGACAGGCACUACAGGAGAUAGGAGUGGAAUUUUUCCUGCCAAUUAUGUAGAAAAAUGCGAUGCUCCAGAUCAGGGUGCCUCUAUAACUACUAACGUAUCUGAAACAACCGCGAUUACUGAAACAACUGAGGACACAACCACAAGUAAUCAUGAAACAGCUAGUUCAAUUGCUCAGGCAACAUUGCAAGCAGAGAAAACUGCUGAGCAACUCGAAGAUGAAAGACAAGCCGCGGAAGAUAGAGCAGAAUUGCCAGAUUUUUCCGCAAUGGCUGCGCAGCAGUAUCAUAAGAGAGGAAGGAAACCUGAAAUUGUACAAGUUAUUGCACCUUAUCAAGCCACUAGUUCUGAGCAGUUAGAUUUACAAAAGGGACAAUUAAUAAUGAUUCGUAAGAAGACAGAUAGUGGCUGGUGGGAAGGAGAAUUACAGGCACGUGGUAAAAAAAGACAAAUUGGUUGGUUUCCAGCUUCUUAUGUUAAACCUUUAACCAGUAGUAGCAAUCGAAGUACACCUGUUUCUCAUGGAUAUCAAGACUCUCCUACAGAUCCAAAUGUUGAACGCGUUAUGGCAUUGUACCCGUAUCAGGCUCAAAAUGAGGAUGAAUUAAGUUUCGAGAAAGGCGACGUUAUAACCGUACUUGCGAAGGAUGAAGCAGCAUGGUGGAAAGGCGAAUUAAACGGAAUGUCUGGCGUUUUCCCUAGUAAUUAUGUAUCUCCUAUGUCUAAUGAGAUGACAACUAACUUACUAGUGGCUGGAUUGGAUUCCAUGGAAAGAAAACGACAAGAAUACAUAAAAGAACUUAUCACAACUGAACAAGCAUAUAUAGAGGACAUGAGACUUGUUCACGAGGUUUUCGAGAAACCUCUCAUUGAAAGUUUAGUUUUAACCGUGGAUGAAGUAGAUAAAAUAUUUGUUAAUUGGAGAGAUAUUAUUGCGUGUAACGAUAAUUUCUUAAGAACAUUACGGAUACGACGAGAUAAUAGCGAAGGAGGGAUUGUAAGAAUGAUUGGAGACAUUCUAUGUGAAAAUAUACCUAGAAUGUCAGCAUAUAUAAGAUUCUGCAGUUGUCAAAUAUCCGCUGCUGUCUAUCUUCAGAGAUUGACUGAAACUAUGCCAGAAUUUGUCAAAGUUGCUCAAAUUUGUCAGCAAGAUCCACGUACAAAAGGAAUGCCUUUGAGCUCUUUCCUUAUAAAACCAAUGCAAAGGAUAACAAAAUAUCCUCUUAUUAUUGGCAAAAUUUUAGAGCACACACCAGUUGAGCAUCCUGAUAGGCAAUAUCUCCAAGAAGCAUUGGCUAAAGCUGAAGAAUUUUGUACUCAGGUAAACGAAGGAGUUAGAGAGAAAGAAAAUAGUGAUAGAUUAGAAUGGUUGCAAACACAUGUGGCAUGUGAUGGUCUUGAAGAACAACUUAUCUUUAAUUCUUUAACCAAUUCUUUAGGUCCACGAAAACUUCUUCAUUUUGGUAUACUUCAUAAGGCAAAAAGUGGAAAAGAACUUGUUGGAUUUCUCACAAACGACUUCUUACUGUUUGCUCAACCAGUACUCAGCAGGAAGUCUUUAUCCAGUGGACAACAGUUUUCAUUUGAGAGAAACGAACAUCAAAAAUUCAAGAUGUAUAGAAAGCCAAUAUUUUUAAAUGAAUUAUCUUUUCUGGGUGAUUUAGAGAUGAAUGGUAAUAUUAGUUUAGGUUCCUGUGAAGGUUCAGAAAAUUCAACGAAAAUAUUGAGACUAAAAGACCAAAAAAAGCCAAUAAUAUUAUUAGCACCGUCUCCAAGUGAAUGUUCACUAUGGAUUAGAAGAAUUACAGAAGCAAGAAAGAAAUUUAUGGAGAACGAAAAAACACGUUUGCAAAGACAAAGAUCAAAGCAGGCGCAAUUUGGAGCGUGUGGCAGAAUUCUUGUUACAGUGCUUGAAGGUUUCAAUUUAAAGACAAUACCUGUUCGCAGAAGACCACCCCAGGGUAGACUUCGAUUAGUAAUUGUGGAAGCUGAAGAUUUAAUUAUGUUGAAAAAAGGAAAGUGCAAUACAUUUUGUAAAGUGAGUAUGGGCUCACAAGAAGAGAGAACGGGUGUCAUAUCAGGAACUGAUUGCCCUUUAUGGGAUACAUCAAUGCAGUUUCAAGUAAAGGAUUUACUCGAGGAUACUUUAUGUAUCACGGUCUUUGAUAAAGGCUAUUAUAGUCCAGAUGAAUUCCUUGGCCGAGCAGAAAUAAGAGUUGCUGACAUAAUGAGAGAUAGUAGAGAUUCGUGUGGGCCAAUACAGAAACGUAUUCAAUUACAUGAAGUCGAAAAAGGCAUUGUUGUGUUGAAGUUGGAUUUACGACUCUUUGGUAAUCGAUAAAAGGAUUACAUUACUUAUAUUUAGAAGUAAAUGACUAUGACAUAAAUUAAAAAUUGUUACUGCUGACUAGAUUUUCCAUAUCAUUAAUUAUAAGAAAACAAAUUCUUGCCUUAAUGUAAUUGGUAAUUGUAGUUUGGUAAUCAUAAGUGAUCAAUAAGGGCACAAACAAUUAAUAUUUUAUUGUAUAUUUAUUUUAUUAUAUUUUAAGAAAGUUUAUGAUAUAUGCAUUCUUUGCAAUGCAUCCUUUUCAUCAUAUGAAAUUGAUAUUCUGAUAUUAGUUUAUAAGAAAGCGAGUACUUAUAUUAUUUUCCAUGUUGUAUAAAGUUCAUCCAAUCACGUCAAUUCUUAGUCUUCCUUAGAAAUUAAUAAUUUAUAUUCGUUUAAAGCGCUACAGUAUUAUUGUUAUUGUAAAAUUGAUAGUAUAUAGCCAGGGAGCAUUUGUUUUUUAUAUUAAACACAUUGUACAAAGUAUGACGCAUUUAGGAGGGCAUUAAUAUAAAUAAACGGAGUAUGCAAUAAAUAA
Bombus pascuorum is the source of this 6544-nucleotide messenger RNA. RefSeq names its product intersectin-1 (gene Dap160). The record is from RefSeq and is a predicted model, not a curated record. Gene Ontology annotation, biological process: clathrin-dependent synaptic vesicle endocytosis; endosomal transport; positive regulation of Rho protein signal transduction. Gene Ontology annotation, cellular component: intracellular vesicle; cytoplasm; clathrin-coated pit. Bases 346 to 6021 code for a protein of 1891 amino acids. NCBI's taxonomy places the organism in Eukaryota, Metazoa, Arthropoda, Insecta, Hymenoptera, Apidae. Gene Ontology annotation, molecular function: calcium ion binding; molecular adaptor activity; guanyl-nucleotide exchange factor activity. The transcript has 38 exons.